AUGUUGCUCUUGGGGGUUCAAGUUGGCAUAUGUAAUGUCACUACUACUGAACAAGCACUUGCAUACAAACAGACCCUCGAGGCUAUUGAUCCUCGGAUAGAGUACAUGAUGACGUUGUACUUAUCCCCAGAACUUACUCCAGAUGAAAUCCGUAAAGCCAAGGGUGCUGGCAUUGCAGGGGUCAAAUCUUACCCGCGAGGGGUGACUACCAACUCGGAUAGCGGUAUCGAGUCUUAUGAAGUCUACUAUCCAGUUUUCGAAGCGAUGCAAGAGGUUGACAUGGUGCUCAACUUGCACGGAGAGAUCCCCUCCGAAGCGCGGACUAACACUUGCGUCCUCAAUGCCGAACCUCAAUUCUUACCCCACCUUCGCAAGCUUCACGCCGCUUUCCCCCGCCUGCGCAUUGUAUUGGAGCACGCGACUACUCGUGCGGCUGUCGAAUGCGUCAAGGAGCUUGGCGAUACUGUCGCGUGCAGCAUUACCGCUCAUCAUCUUGCGUUGACCGUCGACGACUGGGCAGGGCAAUCCUGGAACUUCUGUAAACCUGUAGCCAAGUAUCCGGACGAUAGGGAAGCCCUGAGGGAUAUUAUCAAGGAAGGACACCCUCGCUUCUUCCUUGGUUCGGAUUCCGCCCCUCACCCACCAUCGUCCAAAUCAAACGCCAUGCCCGACUCGCCCUGCGCCGCAGGGGUAUACACAUCUCCAAUACUUCUUCCCCUUGUUGCGCACUUGCUCGAAUCGUUCGGUGCCCUUGACCGGCUAGCCGAUUUCGUAAGUAACAACGGGAGGAGGUUUUACAAAAAAGAGCUACCUGUCGCUGCGCCGGUGGUCAAAUUGAGGCGGUCUCCAGAAACGGUGAGGACGCAGUGGACUCUGGACGACAUCUAUGGCAACAAACUCGACAACUGGAAGUUCUCAAAUCUCACCUCGGGAACCAGCUCUCGGUCACCAAAGAGAACAGCAAGAAACUUGCGGCUGCGAUUCAAGAGAACCACAACUCAGACAAGAGAUCCAAACGCUGCGGCCCGAUUACAAAAGCUGUAUGCUGGACUCGAAGAGCUCAAGAAAGAGAACAGAGAUAAAGAGGUUCGGGAUUUGAACCAGGCGCAGUGGAACCAGGAGAUACUAGGCGCUAUCGAAAGAAUGCAAAAGGACACUCGACCGCUGACACCUGAGACGUUUAAGCAGCUAUCGGAGGCGCUUGUGCAUUUGGCCGCGUUUGUGGAAGGGGAAGAGCGAAGGUAUGGUCUGAAUCAGACCCUUGAAGAUGAAUCGCAUGGUGUGAGCGUAUGA
Molecule: messenger RNA, 1293 nt
Organism: Rhizoctonia solani
Lineage: Eukaryota; Fungi; Basidiomycota; Agaricomycetes; Cantharellales; Ceratobasidiaceae
Product: amidohydrolase family protein
Exons: 8
Coding region: 1-1293 (430 amino acids)
Biological process (GO): pyrimidine nucleotide biosynthetic process; 'de novo' pyrimidine nucleobase biosynthetic process
Cellular component (GO): cytoplasm
Molecular function (GO): dihydroorotase activity
Source: RefSeq, a predicted model, not a curated record